This is a messenger RNA of Dermacentor andersoni, 2595 nucleotides long. RefSeq lists its product as uncharacterized. Gene Ontology annotation, biological process: proteolysis. Gene Ontology annotation, molecular function: metalloendopeptidase activity. The record is from RefSeq and is a predicted model, not a curated record. Lineage: Eukaryota; Metazoa; Arthropoda; Arachnida; Ixodida; Ixodidae.
UUGGCUUCUAAGUAUGCGUGGCGGCGACCCACAGAAUUUGUUUCGCAGUAAACUUCAGUUGCAAGUCCAGCGUUGUCUUGAGAAACUGCUCCUGCACGAGGGACCAGAGAUCAUCGAUCAUUGCUCUUUUAUAGUUCUAAAGCAAUGAGUGGUGCAGGACCAUUCACAGAGUCAUAAAAUGGUGUGCGGGGGUACCGUUAUGUAAUCGGCCUCGGUUGCCAUAUUCUUGCUUACUUUUCGGGAAGCUUCACCAACUAUCCGCUGAUGCGCAGGUACUUAAUGGUGGCACUGAACUCCCGCGCUGACCCGUGCUCCGAUUUCCACGAGUACGUGUGCGGCAAGUGGCAAGCGAAAGGCGCUAACCGAGGUGCUUACCGCGAGUUCCACAUUAACUCCUUUAAUCAACAUGUCGCUCGGCAGCUAGUGACCAGAGCCGACACUUCCUUCCGAAACUCCAACGGAACUGGUGAUAUCAGCCUCGAAACCCAGAUGGCAGUGUUCUUCGCCAGCUGCUCCCUCAUGACCACUGGCUAUGACACGGGUGGCAACGGCACCGAAUUGCUGAGGACGCUCGGACUCAGCAUCCGUGAAUGGACAAACGCCGACAGGUUCGGUGCCCUGCUGGAGCUCGUUGUCACGACUACACUGGAGACUGGCCUACCUUCGUUCCUCAGGGCACAGUUCUUCCGGGGUCACCCUUUCCGCGUGGAUGUGGGCGAAACGCUGGAUUCGACGUUCUCGCAUGACGAAGGAAAGGCAAGGACGACCGUUCUCUACCUUUUGGACGACUUCGACGACGAGCUGGCCUCAGCUCGAGUCAACUACUCGGACAUAAUCUCAGUUGACACGCUCGUUCAGGGCCUGAUUGCUGAACGAAGCGAUCUUUCGUGGUCGAUGCUCAAGAGUCCCGAAGAGCUCAAGUAUCUCGUAGCGGAGGUGGCGUGGACGCACUCCCUAGAACGCGGCCUUCCGGCGAGGCUAAAGAACGCAGAGAAAAAGAACGGCUUGGAAGUCAGGGGAGUGGACAUCCUGCGGAAGGCCAUCGAGAUAUUGAAACUGCAGCCAUUGGCGCUCGUUGGUCUCUACAGCCUAAUUGUUUUACUUUCACAGGUGAUGAAGUAUGCGCCAGCAUUGGGCUAUGAGGUCGAAUCAAAAUCAGCGACGUCAGUGACGAAGUGCCUUCAUCUCACGGCGUCGCACUUCGACCGACUCUACCCGCUGUGGGUUGCGCGGAAAUUUCAGCACCAUGGGCAGGUGGUCCUAGCCAGAGCCUUGUUCCAGGACAUAGCCUCCACGUUACGGAAGGAACCUAUGGUGAAUUGGGGCCUCUUCGUCGAUACUCGUCGGCUGAAGAAGGCACGACUCGCUACCUAUGACGAAACCGCGGAUGACAGUCUGCCGGGGGCUCCGCUCGAUGCAACCCUGGGAGACUCGUUCCUAUCCAACCUGGCGGCAGUCAAGGCGGCCAGGGUGGGAGAGACGCCUGCCCCUUCGGAGUAUUGGCAGCAUCAGCUGACCGGUCACGUGGGGUACCAAGCUGAUGGCCACUUUCUCAUCAGUUCCGCCUACCUCUCUGGCGUUGGGAUCUACGCGGAGAUCCCCGCCGAUCAGGAGCUGACAGCAUACCUGCGCUACGCGACCCUGGGGGCCCUCAUUCUGCGCGCCAUCUUCGACUCCGACGCCACAAAGUACUUCCCGUAUUGGGCGCGCGAAUACAUCGUAGAGUGCUUCGCGCGUUCGGCGUCCUCCGUGCUCGGCCAUCACGUGACCGCACGUCUCGCCAGAGCGAUCGUUCGAUUCCGCUGGUCGGCGCAACUGGCCUGGUUUCUCAAGACCCGACAUCUGGGCGAGAACGCCACCGGCCUUGGUGAUGAACGCAAGAAAGCGCAGUCCGCAACGAAGGCGCUAAGUAAGAGCUCCAGUCUCAAGAAGCUCUUCUAUCGGCUGGUCUGCUUCGCAGAGUGCGGGGAUUCAGAUGCGAAGGAGCUUUGCAACGACCUGGCUGGAUUCGAUCGGCGCUUCGCCCCGACGUUCCGUUGUCCUAAGAAAGCGGCCAAGCAUCUGGGAGAGUGCGACUGCCCCGGCCUCAAUCACUGCAACACGUACUUACCACUACGAAAUGCAACAAACACGCUUACCUAAAGGGUGCUAAUCACCGUGUGUUAGUCCUACGGUGAUUAACACACAUUGAACGAAUUGUUCGAAGGAGCACAUUGAGGACGUCCAAGGCUAUCGUGCGUAUGUUAAUUGUAAUAGUCCAUUGUCAUGCUGCUUAGUGUCCUGGCUACCGAGGGCCUUUAGCCCCAUCUCAGCUGCACUUUUGCGGCUUUGCAAUGUUUAUGUAGUUUGUGUUUGAACCACGGAACUAAACAACCAAGGCCCAAUUUUUGUCUCCUAAUGCAAUUUUGCUGUUUAUUAGAUUAUGCGGCUACUCUACAACAACAAAAGCUUAGUUGCACCCGUAAUGGUAACGGUAAUUCAAACAUUUUAUCGCCUGUUCUCCGCACACCGUAGCAUAGGCCACAGAGCCAUCCCUCCUUUAAUAAAGCUUUCGCAUUCAGCACUUUCUUUGCUGCGAUUCAAUAAAAUUGUCAA